AUGAAUAAACAUGCAGUUAUAGAUGAUGAAACAAUAGCAAGUAAUGUUUCUGAUACAAUUAAUAGACUACGAGAUAGUCAAUCAGCUGGAUUAAUGGGGAAAAGACUUCGAUAUUUUCGUGAGAAACCAGUUGUUCCAAUACGUCGUGAUGGUUCAAGUCAUUAUCAACAUUUGCGUUGUUAUGCGAUUGAUGAUAAUCCACCAUCAACAACAACUAAUACAGUACAUUUUGCUAAUUCAAUUAAAUCAUGA
Adineta steineri is the source of this 252-nucleotide messenger RNA. The record is from the annotation of a GenBank genome assembly. Lineage: Eukaryota; Metazoa; Rotifera; Eurotatoria; Adinetida; Adinetidae.